CGUGCGCACCUUGCUAGCUCUUCCCUCAGCCGCGGCGGUUAGGUCGGGGGCUCGGAGGAACUCAAGACCCCAAAACAAGACUAGUUGAAAAAGCUAUUCCUGUCUGGCGAGGAGGUGUCGGGAUUUUUUUCUUGUCGAGUUUGCAGAAACUAGUUUUAAGACAAUGUAAUUAGCGAUCUGAAUCCAAGCAAGCUGUUAGCAAGCUAGCUAGGCGGCUAACACUUUUGAACUUGCCACAGAACUUCAGCCACGGUAGUUGCUAAGAUAGCAGCUACGAGCUAAUUUAGCUACGUUAGCUAUUAGCUCACCAACGCUCCCCGGUUUGGCGUCUGCAGUUUCACCGGGCCUGGGGAAAGAUGGUUUCGUGGAUUAUAUCGAGGACAGUCGUGGAAAAACGGGACCAACCUUAUGAGCUGAACCAGAUGUCGGAACAGAGGGACUUUUGGAUCUGUAGCGCCUCUUCAUCACGAGCCCCCAGCAUCUGGCUGGCGGCAGCUGCAGCCUGGGGGUGCCGUCGACCCUGAGUGGGCGUACCAUGUCGGUGUUCCUUAGCAGGAAGCUCAGAGUUUACCUAAACCAGAAUGCCAAGGCCCAUCUGAGGGUUUUAUUUUUUCAGCUGCACACCGCCGGCCCGGGGCCCCGCUUCUCAGGCGUUGCUAAGAGAGCGCUCUGCACAGACUUUCUUCCUCCGGGCCUCCAGCUCGAGGAAGCAGGGCUCCUCUCAGUUGAAGUGUCUGGUGAUGGUUGGUGUUUGGCAACCUCUACCCAGCGUACUACUCCUACAAAGCAGUGAAAACAAAAAACGUCAAAGAAUAUGUCCGCUGGAUGAUGUACUGGAUCGUGUUUUCACUCUACACAGUAGUGGAGACCAUCUCGGACCUCACCAUAGCCUGGUUCCCCCUUUAUUAUGAAAUAAAGAUCGCCUUUGUGAUCUGGCUCCUGUCGCCCUACACUAGAGGAGCUAGUCUUAUCUACAGAAAGAUCCUCCAUCCUCUUCUGACUUCAAAAGAAAGGGAAAUUGAUGACUACAUCAUUCAGGCGAAGGAGCGCAGCUACGAGACCAUGCUGCACUUUGGCAAGCAGGGCCUAAGUAUAGCAGCUACGGCAGCUGUCUCUGCAGCCGUCAAGGGCCAGGGCGCCAUAACGGAGAAGCUGCGGAGCUUCAGCAUGGCCGACCUGUCCCAGAUCCCGCAGGAUGAUGCCAGCGCUGCACUGUUCCCAGCCUACUCUGGCGCCAACCCGGCCCGCAGGGCUGCGGGAGCCUCCCAGCCCGACGGAGCCGAGUAUUACCAGUAUGAAAACGAAGAGCGGACUGAUGAGGAUGGAGAGGCUUUCUUCUCUGAGGACGAAGCCAUGACUCAGCGUGGCGUCAGACGAUCUCAGAGCGUCAAACACACACGCUCCAAACUCCGCAAAGAUGCUCGUUACGGAUCUCUGAAGAUCAGAGGGAGGCGGAGGGCAGCAGUGACGACAGCGAUGUACACCAGCACCAACACUGACCAGUGACUACUGUCCCCAGGGAGCCCGAUCCAGCAGGGCCUAGCGGUGCGCACUUGCUCCCUGUAAUGCCUGUGGGUUCCAGUUUUAUUUGUUUUUCAAAAAAAUCCACUUUUUAACCAACACGUUUAUUUAUUUCUGAACUCCAACUUUUAACCAAACACAAGUGUGCACAUCUGCAGUAGUAUCAUGUGCAAAAAUGCAGUGUGAAAAUUUGAGGAGCUUUUUUGUUUACUCUUAGGUUUUGGGGUUUUUGUAGCCUGGUGUUGCUCUUUCUGAAUUUGACAUUCAGAUUUGAUAUGUUGUAUUAUUUUUUUAGAAGUAUUUUUAUAGUAAUUAUGGUCUAAAGUGCUGAAAACUAGUAGUGUAUUCCCUUGGAUGUGGGUUUUGUACUCUCUGCUUGUACUUGUGCUGCCUUAUGUAAUUUAAAAUAGAUUUUUCUGAUUGCUAAAUCACUGUUGUAUUGACACACUUGAAUCCAAUCAAACCAAGUUUCCCUUAUCAUUUAAAUGGAAGAAAGAAACCCAAGCAGAGUGAAAUUCUGUUGAACGUUAGCGACCUUUAAAAUUUGUUGCAUCUUCCCAGGGGGAGAUAGAUAUACAUACAUAUACACACACACACAGAUACCAAAGUGUCGAAACCCACUCUGUCUGCUGGAUGUCCAACUGAAGUAUGAAGUGCCUGGCUGAAUGAUUCCUUCUAAAUUAAUGUGUUGGUAUGAUUGAAUAAACUUUUAGGUUUGUAAAUCAAA
Electrophorus electricus (electric eel) is the source of this 2248-nucleotide messenger RNA. It is a transcript of the gene reep3b, whose product is annotated as receptor accessory protein 3b. Gene Ontology annotation, cellular component: endoplasmic reticulum membrane; cytoplasmic microtubule; endoplasmic reticulum tubular network. NCBI's taxonomy places the organism in Eukaryota, Metazoa, Chordata, Actinopteri, Gymnotiformes, Gymnotidae. Gene Ontology annotation, biological process: endoplasmic reticulum tubular network organization. The record is from RefSeq and is a predicted model, not a curated record. Gene Ontology annotation, molecular function: microtubule binding.